Messenger RNA from Onychomys torridus (southern grasshopper mouse), 7044 nucleotides. RefSeq lists its product as uncharacterized. The transcript is spliced from 3 exons. The record is from RefSeq and is a predicted model, not a curated record. Lineage: Eukaryota; Metazoa; Chordata; Mammalia; Rodentia; Cricetidae. The coding region runs from base 496 to 1485 and encodes 329 amino acids.
GCUCCCAAGAAACAAAACAGAUCUCUAAAACAGAUCCGGAAACUCACAGUGUCACAGUUGGAAGAAACAGAGAUGAAUGUCAGUGCAUCUGAUCUGACAAGAUCAACACUUAUGGAGCUGAAUGUUUCAGAAUCUGGAGAUGUGACUUCCUCCUCUGUCUCUGACAUUGUGGUUCAGGAGGCUAUCCUACCCAGCUAUUCCUGUAAAAAGGGAAAGCCUUCUACUGACUACAGCAUGUCCUCUGCAUCAUCCAACAACUCGAUCCUGUCUUAUCUUCCAGCGUUUCCUGAAGGAACAGCUUGGCAAUUCCAGAGUGAUAGUGUACCUGUUUCCUCCCCAAAGGAAACAUCUAUGCCCAGGAGCCAUGGCUCAUCCCUGCCUACUUCUUAGCUGACAGAUCGUGAGAAAUCAGGUCUUUCUCUGAAUGUGGCAGUUCUUCCUCCCUUCCUUCCCCUCCAGCUCUCUCCUUUGAUCAGAGGAGAACUGGAAAGACAUAUGUCUCAGAAGGUUUCUACUUUGCAGCAUGAAGUGGUACAUCUGCCUGUGAAGAAAUCCUGGGACAUACUCAAUCAUUUGAUGGAUGUACAAGGAGUCCCUGAAGAAGAGCUCCCGAAAACUCAGUUACCUACACUCAUCCCUCAGAGUGCUGAGCAAAAUACCAGCACAGCUCCAGAUCCUCCAUCAUUGCAUCUUCACAUGAACAUUGGGGUGAAUUCUGAAGUCCAUAGGAUGGAGGCAGUCAUGUCACAACCAUUUCCUUCAAGCAGGGAUGAGCACCAAGAACUUAGAUAUAAUCCUUUAGUUAUAUCAAUGGGCCCUCCAUCUCCCAGAAAUUUUGGGGUUAACAUAAUUCAGGAAGAAAAGGCUUUAGUGAAAAAGGAUUCAAAGCACAUGUCAGAGCUGAAUAUAGAGCAGAGGGUCAUACAAACAAAGAUACAGAUACGUAUGGCACAACUAAUCCCAGAAUCAGGGUCAGAGGUGAUAGACUCUGAGGGGUUUUCCCCACAGCUGUCAGAUCAAGCAGAAACCGUGAGUAUAACUCCUCAGCCACUGAAUCAAGUAAUUAAACCAAUAAACCCGUCCUCAGCAUCAACCAUGGAAUUAAAGAGCAUGGCCUCAAGACUGAGUCAAGUCACAGAUAACCAGGAGGUAACUCCUGUGGCAUUGUUUCAUGCCAUGGAUUCCAUGGGGAUGAUUGACAAAUUAAGUCCACAUGUCAUAGAACUAAUAGGAAUAGCCCCAAAGGCACAAUGUCAAGUCAUGGAAUCAGUGAAGACAGACAACACUGCAUACCUAUCAAACCAUAAGACCAGGGAGUAUGAGUGUAGGGCCAAAGCAGACAGUUGUGGAAGCUGUGGAAAUGAUUCCCCAGCCUCGGCAUGGAGACAUGGGAACACUGACCAUGACCUUGGCGUCACAGAAUCAAGCCACAAAACACAUCAGGAUUUCUUCCAGUACAGUACAUUAAUAUGCAAUGGUAAUUAGCUCAAGUGCACUGCCUGAAGCCAUUGAAGAUACAGAAGCCAUGGAUUUCAUGCAGGUAACUCCACUAAGGACAGCUACACGUUACAAAAUCUAGGGCUUUGAUCUGAGGCUCACAGCCUCCAGCUGAAAAUUUGACCCCAGUGUCAGCUCUACCAGAUGUUCCAACAUCUACUGUCCCAGUAGGAACUGUAGAAUCUAGAAGCAUAACUCCACAGCCACCAUCUAAAGUCCUGGAACCAUCAGGAAUGACUGAUGAGCUACUACUGCAAUGUCAAUCCCUGCAUGCUCUAAAGGUGAGCCAGCUAGUCCAGGCAUCUCCCACAGGAAUGAUCACACCACUACAGGUUGUAGAGCCUCAAGUCAAAGAGUCUCUGCAAUUUCAUUCUGGGUUACAGGGUCAGGUUGGAGACUCUGUGGGGACUAUGCCACAACCUCAAGGCACAGAGUGUGAGUCAUUUACUCCAGGACUGUCUCAUCAGUUCACAGACCCUUCGGAGUUCACCCCAUGGCACCAAGGCUUAAAACGUAUGGAGGUAAGCCCAAGGCAAAGUCAAAACAUAACAGAAACUGUGGGGUUGAACUGGCCACAAGUGAAGGAUCCUGUAGAGAUGCCACAGACACAUAAUCAAAUAAUGGAAUCCACGAGAAUGAUCCCAGCAGCACCAUUCCCGGUACAGGACCUAUAGGAAGGGGCCAAAAAGCAUCAAGUUUCAGAUGCUGAAUUAGUGCCAGUCAUACCACUGCUUCAGGAAAUGGAAUAUUUGGGGGGGAGCACAAUCCCACAGCCUAAGGUUAUAGAUUUCAUGGACUUACCCCCAGCACUAUAGAAUGUAAAAUCUCAGCACCUAAUCCAAGAUCCAAGAUUGCAAAGUAUGAAAUCUCAACAGUGGUAUGUAUAGAUGUGGCCCCAGAACUAUAUCAGCAGAAUAUGCAAUAUAAGGAAUUAACCCCCACAUUAUAACUGCAAAGAGAGACAUCUGUGCCAUCAGCCCCUGAGUCUCGGUUUUGAGAUGUGAAAUCUGGUCAACUGACAGUUGAGCCACAAUCCCAAAACAAAAAGUCUGCACGGUUGGCCCCAGGUCCACAGUUGCAAAGUAACAAAUCAGUGCAUUUGAUCCCCAAUUCUCAGUCUCAAGGUAUGGAAGAAGCUCUUUCAGCCCUAUCACAGGAGUUACAAGGAGAUAUAAAAAUGGUGGAGUUGACUCUAAGACCAUCCCUUGAAGAUAUGAAAUCUGUGAAUGUGACCCCAGAAUCAUGUUCACAAAGCACCGGCUCUGGUAAGAUAGAGCCUGUACCAUUGCUUGAGGAUACAAAGACUCUAUUGGUAGAAGGUAGGAGUCUAAUUCCUGAGGCACUGGUGGAGAUUAUGGAAGUUGGUGAACUGAUGCCAAGCACACACUUUAAUGCAACAAAAUCUUUAGAAGUGAGUCCCAGACCAAGUUAUCAUUUCCUAGAACCUGAAGGACUGACCCUACAGCAUCCAGCCUCAGAAGCAAGAGUGAUCUCUGAACCUUGCUGUCAGGUGGAAGAAUGUGCUCCAUUGCCAAAAUCAUCAUUAGGGAUGACUCCAGCACCACUGAGCCAGACCUCAAAAUCUGUGGAGUUGAGCUUACCACCACUCCAAGAUACUCUUGAUACUGGGACCCAGGUGGUCAAGAGAUGGAAGAGACUCCAGAAUCAGGAAAUGCAAUUUAAGAUACUCUGGAUUUGCUACUAGAAUCAGAAGAGCAAAAUAUGAUCUCAGGAGUGAUGGCCCCAGAGCCACAGCCCCCAGAUGUGAAGUUUGUUCAGGUGACUCUAGAACCGUGUUCAGAAGUUACUAACCCAUCUGAAAUCAGAACAUGAAGACACAGAGACCUUCAGAUUGACACUCUCUAAAGUUUAUGAUACCCAGGGGACCACUGUAGACCUACAUUAGAAGUGAGAUCUCUGGAGUUUAGUCUAGAACCAGGAGUGCAAGGUGAGAAAUCGGAGUCCUUUGCCCCAAAUUUGCAAUCUGCAGAAGUGAUCCCUGAACCACCUGUGCAAGUUGUAGAACCCACAGAACUAACUACAUGACCCAAACCACAUAUUAAAGAUGUGAUCCCAGGGCCACAGCUCCACCAAGUAAAGUCUAGGCAAAUGGAUAGAAAAUCACAGUUGCAAAAUGAGAACUUAGCAAAUGUAAUACAAUCAUCAUCUGUAGAUCCUGAAAAGACAAAACCAGAGCCACAUCUACAAAGUUUAUCACCAAAGGAACUGAUUGAGGGGACACAGCCCCCAAAUGUGAAAUCUGUGGAUUUAAAUCUAGGCCCACAGCAGUUAAGUGUCAAAUUGGAAUUGAUGCCAGGGCCAAACAUGCAAAGUGUCCAAUUUCCAAUGUUAUAUCAAGGGCUACUUCUUCAGGGGGAAAAACCAUGUUCCCUGGGGCCAGAAACCAGAUCAUCAGAUUUAUCCUGGGGCCAAAGCUUCUAGAACCACAACCACAACCACCACCUGCAAAGUCAGUAGAUGUAAAGGUAAGACCAUGCUUGCAACAUGUGAGAUUCUCUGAUCCCAUCCCAGAGCCCAAGCACCGAGGUUUCAAAUGUGGAAAGUUCAUGCCAGCUAUUCAGCUUCAAGACAGGAAGUGUGAGGAAUUGAUGCCCAAAGUUUCACGGUGAGAUAGUGAAGUCCAAGCCCCCAAAUGCGGACUUUGGGAAGUUAAACUGAGACCCUCAGUUACAAGAUGAGAAAUAUUCUAAGUCAAUUCUGGGGACAAAGCUUCAAUAUGGAAAAUCUAUGGAGGUCAGUUCUGGCCUAUGCUUACAGGGUAUGAAGUCUUCAGAAGUGAUUUCAGAGGACACACUUGAAAAAGAGAAACCUGUGGGCUUUGUAAAUCAGCCACUGUGGCAAGAUGUAAAAUCUUUACCGUGGACAUUUAGUAAGGCACUUGCCAGGGAAACUUUGCAAUUGGAACUGCUCAGUUAUAGGAUAGGAAAUUACCUAAGGUAACAUCAGAAUUACAUCUUCAAGGUAUGAAACCUGAGGUAGUCAACUGUAGUUCAAAGUUGAAAGGUGUGACGUCUGAGCCCACAUAUGUCCAGACAUGAAGGGAUCAAUCAUGGUGAAGAAUCACAAAUUACAAAUUUAGUCAAGAGCAACUACUUCAAAAUACAAAACCCAUAGUGUUCACUCAUGAGCUAUAUUGGCAACAUAUCAGGUCAUCAGAAUCAUGUGCAAAGCCUCAGGACCUGAAUCUGUGGAAUUCAAUUCUGAGCAAGAGUUGCAAGAUGUGAUGUCCUCUGAGUUGGGCCUGGGAACAAGUCUUCAGUCUUUAGAGUUCAACCCUGGGCCUCAGUUGCAAGAGAUAAAACCUUCUGAGGUGUGAACAGAAACCAAGCUGCCUGAUGAGCCAUUGCUGGAAUUCAAGCAUGAGCCUUGACUGCAAGUUAGGGCGUUCUGUGACCCGAGUGCAGGGCCACAGAUUUACUGUAAAAAUGUUAUGGCAUCCAAUACCAGAACACAAAAUGUGCCCAAGUCCUCGGAGUGUAAAUUCUUCUGUAUGUUUCCUAGGACCAAGUACUCACUGUGUGAAUUCUUCUGCAUGCACCCCAGGGCCAAGUCUUCAGUGUGUGAAUUGUUCUGUAUCCACCCUAAGACCAAGUACUCAGUGUGUGAAGUCAGCGUGCUCUCCAGGGCCAAGUCCUCAGUGUGUCAAUUCCACUGAGUGCCGUCCUGAAGCACAUUUGCAAGGUGUGAAUCAAUGGGCAUCAAUUCUAGGACCACACAUUCAGUGUGUAGAUACUACUGGGUGCAAUCCUAAAUCACAUUUGCAAGGUGUGAUUCCUUCCGCACCAACUCCAGGCCAUAACCCUCAGUGUGAACAUUCUAAUAGGUGUAGUUGAGCCACUUCUUGAUAUGAAUCAUGGUAGAACAUUUCCAGCACAUCAAAUUAUGUGUGUAAAUUCUGUUUGGUGCAGUACCAAAACACAUUUGCAAGAUGUGGAUUCUUCUGCCUGUACUCAAAGACAAGAGUCACAGUCUGUAAAUUCUACCAUAUACAGCCCUAGGCCACAUUUACAAGCUCUGAAACUUCAAGGUAUGAAGUUUUCUGAGUUGAACCCAGAGACAGGAAUUCUAAGAGAGAUGCCUAUAAUAGUUAAGCAAGGACAACAUGUGCAAGAUCUGAAGUUUGAAUUAAUCCAGAGUCAAAUAUUAUAGAUGUAGCACAUGUAGAGUACAACCCUGGGCCACAGGUACAACGUGUGAAUUUUUCUGAAUUGAAUCCAGGAUUAAAAUUACAAUGCAUAAAUCCAGUGAAGCUUAGUUCAGGGCCAUAGUUGCAAAACUUGAAGUCCUUUGAGUUGAUGCCUGGAUCAGAAUCUCAAUGUCCAAAAUCUGUUCUGUUGAACUGUGGACCAUCUUUUCAAGAUGUGAUAUGAUCUCUCUUAAAGGUAGGGGCGGAGUUUCAAGAGAUCCCAUUUUUGAAGAACCAACUUUGGAUGUAGCAGCAAACCACACAAGCAAUGUUUUCUUUGAGGCUUCCAACAAAUGGUGUGAAAUCUGUGGGAGUUUCACCAACCCCAGUGCCUGAAGAUAGAAUGUCUCCAGACAUGAGCAAACAGCCAUUGCUUUGUUUUCCAAAUUCUGUGAAACUGACACCUGGCUGCAGUCUGCAGGACUUUAAGAAGUGAGGAAUUUUCACCUGAACCUUGUUUUGAAAAUGUUACAUCUGUGAAGUUGAAGCCAGGGUCACCGACUCAAGGUGUGAAUUCUCUAGUGUUCACUCCUUUCCACUGUUCUCAAUGUGCUAAGUGUUGCUUUGCACCAGAGCCAUGUUUUCAAGAUGUAAAGCCUGUGCCACUGAGGCUCUGCUCCCAACAGCCAAGCGUGGGUCUCCAACAGUUUCCUUUAAAUGACAAACUAAUGGUACCAACAGCAGAGUCCACUGGGGAGUUCUUAGCAGGACCAGCACUGACUAGCGUCAAAUUUUCAAAUUUGAUUCCAGAAUCAUAGCAAUAGUGUAUGAAACUGACAGAAUUUACUUCAGAGCCAUAGUGACAAAGUGUAAAACAUGUGACAUUGUCAUCAGUGUCUCUGCUGCAAACUGGAACCUCGGUGGGGUUAUCACCAAGACCAUUCCUUCAAAAUGUGACAUCUGAGAACCAAAAUCCCCAAACACGUGAUCAAAUUAUAGAAUCCUCUCAAGUGAUAUAUAGACCAGGGCACUAGUUGGCAUACUAUACUGAGAAGAUGAGGCGCCAAUUCUCUAAAUUGGUGGAUUUUAUUUCACUACCAGAUCAUCAAGAUGCAGGAUCUUCAGAAAUGACAAAAGGGUUGGGAUAUAAAAGCCUAGAAACAAUAAAGGAAUCUAUGAAGUUGACACCCAAACCAAUAGAUAAAGUCAUAGAAUCAUUAGUGAUGCCUCAGCAGCUCAAUCUUCAAGAACCAGAAUCUGUUGAUCUGACUCCCACACUAAGUGAUCCAGAUUUGAUGUCCUUAGAAUUAACCCCACAGAAAAGCUUCCAGAGCCCAGAAACUCUGGAGUUGCUUUCUUGUUUGUGGCCUCAAUUUAAAGAUUACAAGGAGUUGCCAACA